Drosophila montana is the source of this 407-nucleotide messenger RNA. RefSeq lists its product as uncharacterized. The transcript is spliced from 2 exons. The record is from RefSeq and is a predicted model, not a curated record. Lineage: Eukaryota; Metazoa; Arthropoda; Insecta; Diptera; Drosophilidae. Bases 139 to 327 code for a protein of 62 amino acids.
GGAGCGGCUCGAAACUCCCAUAUAAAUAGAUGGACAGCGGGGUCUAUGCUCAGUGCAGGUCUGUCAACGCGUAACGCGAGAUCAUCAAUUAACACGUAGUGCUCAGUCAAGGAGUCCUCAACUUAAACCGCAAUCACAAUGAAAUUCUUGCUUUUGACCGUGUUCGUUUGCCUGGCUGUGUGCUUCAUGGCAACCAGUGCUGUGCCCGUGGAGGAGGCCAUACCCGAGGGCAUUGAGGGUCCCGGCAGCGAGCCCAUCAGCCCCACCGACGAUCAGUCUUUCCUGCUGAAGCUGAAGCUGCUCAAGAAACUGCUCUUCCUGGGUUAAUUGCCGAGAUUAAAUGGACUUUUAGCAUAUUUUGUUUCUAGUUUUUAAGAAUGAUAUUAAAAAAAAAACAAAAUUUUAAA